CUCUUUCAAUUAGGAAGUUGUAUAAAGUCACUAACCAACGACGUCGUUUCAUUACUCAGUUUCCAUUUCUGAAUCUUCUUCACGGUCUCACGUUUCUCCAUUAUGUCUUAAACCUUUUGCCCUUUACUCUUUUAUGUCCAAAAAACCAAAAAGUGCAUUUUCAAGAUCUUGAUUUAAAAAUAAAAACAUUAUUCUUAAAAAAAAUAAAAAAAGAGUGAACUCCGGUGAUGUCUUCUGGACCUCCCGGAGUAGCGUUGAGUCCGACGACGGUGCAAAUUCCGCCGGCGGAUAAUGAAAUUAAUACUCCACCGUCUCCGGUGGACCCAAGUGUUACUCCGCCUGGUUCAGGCGUUGCUAGUCAGCCGUCUCCGGCGACCUCGAUAAUUCCGCCGCCGUCAAUUGGUGCUCCGCCGAAGGGGUCGUCGAAUAGUAGUACUUUAGUAGCACUUGGAGUUGGAAUUGGGAUUGGUGGAGCACUUGUGCUUAUAUGUGUGUGCAUUUUUUUGCUUUGGUAUAGAAGGAGAAAAAAGCGUCUUGGGUUAAAUGGUUUUGGUCAUGAAGGUCCCAAAGAUAAUUUUCUUGGAGGUCAACAUUAUCACUGGCAACAAAAUGCUCCUCCCUCGGCCGAAAACAUGGUGAGAAUACCAAUAAAUCCCUCUGCACCACCAGACGUUACAUCAGAUUCCCAAGUAUCUUCUGUAGAUGUAUGUACUCCUCCACUGCCACCUUCCACUGGUAGUAACUUGAGUUCUGACAAACCUUUUCUACAAACAACUCCUGAUUCCAACUUGAGUUUCUCGAGAACUACAUUCACCUAUCAAGAAUUAACACUUGCUACCGAUAAUUUCUCUGUUUCCAACCUCCUUGGUCAAGGUGGUUUUGGAUAUGUAUACAAGGGAGUACUCCAUAGUGGGAAGGAGGUUGCAAUUAAGCAAUUAAAAGCUGGAAGUGGGCAGGGGGAGCGUGAAUUUCAAGCAGAGGUAGAGAUUAUUAGUCACGUUCAUCACAAGCAUCUCGUUUCAUUGGUGGGACACUGCAUUUCAGGGGUGCAGAGGUUGUUAGUUUAUGAGUUUGUCCCAAACAAAACCUUGGAGUUCCACUUGCAUGGCAAGGACCAUCCCCCGCUGAGCUGGGAAACUAGGAUGAGAAUUACUUUAUGCUCUGCAAGAGGAUUGGCAUUUCUGCACGAAGAAUGUCACCCCAAGAUCAUACAUCGCGAUAUCAAGGCCUCCAAUAUUCUUGUCGAUGACAAUUUUGAUGCAAAGGUUGCUGAUUUUGGUCUUGCGAGGUUGACUUAUGACACUGAUACUCAUGUCUCCACACGAGUAAUGGGAACGUUUGGGUACUUAGCUCCUGAGUACGCUCUUACUGGGAAACUGACUGAAAAGUCUGAUGUCUUCUCUUUUGGAGUCAUGCUUUUGGAGAUUAUCACUGGAAGACGGCCAAUUGAUAAAGCUCAACACUACCUCGACGACAACAUUGUUGACUGGGCGAGGCCUUUGCUUACCCAGGCUCUGGAUGAUGGCAACUUUGAUACUCUGGCUGAUCCAAGAUUGGACAAGAAUUAUGACACUACUGAAAUGACCAGAAUGGUCACUUGUGCUGCUGUAUGUGUGCGCCAUCUGGCACGUCGCAGGCCUCGUAUGAGUCAGAUUGUCAGAGCUUUAGAAGGAAAUUUACCUCUGGAUGAGUUAAAUGAAGGACUUAGACCUGGACAUAGUGGCAUACAUGAAUCUUAUGGAAGCUCGGAUUUUGACGCUGCUCAGUACAAAGAAGACCUUAAGAAAUUUAGAAAGAUGGCACUAGAAAGCAGCCAGGCACAGAAUUCUAGUGAAUGCAGCGGGCCUACAAGCGAAUUUGGCCCGCAUCCUUCCGGUUCAAGUAGUGAAGGCCUAAGAACAACUCAAGGUACACGCUCUAGUGUCGAAGGCCGUAGAGAAAUUAGAAUAGAGUAGAAGGCAGCUAGGAAGCAGAAAAGAGUGAUUUUUUCGAACGGAGAGGAGCAAUGUAAUAUCGAACUCUUCUCAGAAGUUGUUGGAUUUGGUAGUUUUGAUUAGAGAAUUGUUGAAUUUGGCAUACCUUUCAUAUGCCACUGCUCUUUGUAAUUAUCAUUUAAUCUAGGUGCUGUUGCAGAUUUUGUAAUGUUCCUUAUUCAGUUCUUGAAAAGUUAUAUGUAAAGAAAGAAUCAUUAAAAACAAUGUUGGAAGUCAUGAAAUUAUUCA
Messenger RNA from Capsicum annuum, 2222 nucleotides. RefSeq names its product proline-rich receptor-like protein kinase PERK15. Lineage: Eukaryota; Viridiplantae; Streptophyta; Magnoliopsida; Solanales; Solanaceae. The record is from RefSeq and is a predicted model, not a curated record. The transcript is spliced from 8 exons. Bases 228 to 1955 code for a protein of 575 amino acids. Gene Ontology annotation, molecular function: protein kinase activity; ATP binding. Gene Ontology annotation, biological process: protein phosphorylation.